AAUAAAGUUGGGUAGAAAGGGCAGUCACUUCCGGGUGGCAGUCGCGAGCCUCCUGAAGCGGACUGACUGGAGUUGUGUAACUGUGCAGCAGCGGAUAUCUGGGAUCAGAGCAGCGCUCGGACUCUCCGCGUCACGAUGGCGAGCAGCAUCACCACUCAACGAGGGCAGGUGUAUAUCGGGGAGCUCCCCCAGGACUUCCUGCGGAUCACGCCCACCCAGCAGCAGCAGCAGGUCCAGCUGGACGCGCAGGCAGCCCGACAGCUUCAGUAUGGAGGCUCCAUUGGCGCCAUGGGCCGCCUCAGCAUCACAGUGGUUCAGGCUAAGCUGGCAAAAAAUUACGGCAUGACCCGGAUGGAUCCGUACUGCCGCAUCCGCCUCGGUUACGCUGUGUAUGAGACACCCACGGCUCACAACGGGGCAAAGAACCCGCGGUGGAACAAAGUCAUCCAGUGCACUGUUCCACCUGGUGUCGACUCCUUCUACCUGGAAAUAUUUGAUGAGAGAGCGUUCUCCAUGGACGAUCGGAUAGCCUGGACUCACGUCACCAUCCCUGAAGGUCUGAGGGAGGGCAGCGUGGUGGACGAGUGGUUCAGUCUCAGUGGACGGCAGGGCGAUGACAAGGAGGGCAUGAUCAACCUGGUCAUGUCCUUCGCUUCUAUUCCAGCUGGGAUCGUGACCCAACCAGUCGUCCUGAUGCCCUCGGUCUACCAACAGGGGGUGGGGUAUGUGCCCAUUGCAGGAGUCCCUGCCGUCUACAACCAGGGCAUGGUGCCCAUGGCAGUGCCUACAGGUCGGCCACCUGUUGGGGGCCAGGGCCCGGGGUGCAGCGAGGAGGACCUGAAGGCCCUGCAAGACAUGUUCCCCAACUUGGACCAGGAGGUGGUUCGCACAGUGCUGGACGCACAGCAGGGCAACAAGGACGCCGCCAUCAACUCGCUGCUUCAGAUGGCUGAGGAGCUCUAACUGCAAGAGACGGACCUGCCAACACACACACACACAUACACACACACACACACACACACACACACACACACACACACACACACACACAUUAGACGUGAACACACGAAGAGACUGCCGCCCCCCCCCCGCACACAGCCAGUCCGCGCCGAAUGAUUCAACAACAACUGUACGUGUCUGUGAUCGUGUCUCUGCUCGUGUACCACUGUCCGGACCCUCAACACGUCACCAUAUUUAAGUGUGGAACCUAACACUGUCUACUGAUUCAUGGGUGAUAAAAAAAAAAUACAAUCUAUACUGACAGCCCGCAGAUUCAUGACCACACAGCAGAUUUCCUCCAGCUUCUUUCCAGUCUCCCGGAAGGGUGCUGGGGAGGGAGGAGCUUAAGUUGUACCCCAUUACUCCGGAUUUGGAUCCCAUUGUUGCAAAGCAGGGUUAUUGAUGUAGUACAUGUUUGAAGCAGAAAAAAUAUAUUUAGGCAUAAAUGAGGAACUGGACAAUAUACAAGGAUCACAGGGUUUGAUAUUCUGUGUUAACUGAACAAAAAGGAUGUGGGUUUAAACCCCCACAGGCUUUGUUUGAGUUCUUUCAGGCCUGAGUUUGUACUGUCUCUCCAGCGCUCAGUUUUCUGACCACAGUCCAAAAACCAGCUCCAGCUCAUGAUGGGACUGAUGAGGCGUCAUGAAACUGAGCUCAGUAGGUGGCGCUCUUUCUUUAAUGCUCAUGUGCGGUUUCAUUGAAAUGGUUGUUUAAAGCCAAAGAUUUUAGUACAGAGAGUGCCACCUAGUGGGCUCUGGAAAUGAGGUUCCAUGAAGCCUCACCCAGCAGUCACGAAACCAUUCACUGGAAAAGCGGAUGACAAUGAGUGAGACGUGUAACGCGCAUGUGAAGGAGGCCAAAUGUCCAACCAUACUGUGCGUGUGUCAAAGGCUGGAGGAAACCCCCUGCUGUCCAGUGUUCCCUUGUCUUACUCAGAAUCAACCCUCACACGUGAUGGUCGAUGAGCGCUCGUCCUUCUUUUACCGGAUUGUGAAACAGUUUGAAGAUACGCUGGCAGACAGUGGAAGGUCUCACAGGCUGCGCGAAGCCCUCAUCCAUUUAAUCCUUUUUGUCUCACCGUGACGCCAUCGCUUUACAAAUUGUUUCUUGCUUCAAAUUUGCUCGCACCGUCAUGUGACGUCAUCGGUGAACUCACAAUUGUGACAGGCUCUCAUAAAAUCACUCGGCAAACAAGAAAAAGGAGGCGAUUCAAAGCCAGACUCAUUCAGCAGGAUACGUUUACCGUAUAUGGACAUGAGAAUUGUACGUGGCCAGCCAGAAGAAGCAACCUCUUUUUAAAAAAAAAACCAAACAAAAACAAGACAUAACAUUCCAUGGUCACAUCUCUGGCAGAAACACAGGGUCUUAAAAGUCAACUGUCAUGUGGUUCGACAUCCACUGUCUGCAUGGACUAUAAAAUUCCAAUUGGACUGUCAAGUAAUUGUUGUUGUUGAUUUUCAAUAGCUGUUGCUAAUGCAAACAUAUAUUUUGUGUAUAUGAAAAAUAAAUAUUGUGGUAAUUAUUGAAGUAAAAUGUGAACAGAAUGAUUUUGUGUCUUACUGAGAUACAUGCACAUUACAGAGCUGUUUUCAAAGUUAUAUUGUGCAGGGUAACACUUUCAAGCUUGUCAGAAGGGGGCGCUGCUGCAUCAAGUCAAGGAACAUUUUUAUUUUUUGGAUUUUUUUUUUUUAGCAAAUCACAGACAUGAAAGGGUCAGAUG
This is a messenger RNA of Synchiropus splendidus (mandarinfish), 2719 nucleotides long. It is a transcript of the gene tollip, whose product is annotated as toll interacting protein. The transcript is spliced from 6 exons. Bases 136 to 963 code for a protein of 275 amino acids. The record is from RefSeq and is a predicted model, not a curated record. Gene Ontology annotation, cellular component: cytoplasm. Gene Ontology annotation, biological process: ubiquitin-dependent protein catabolic process. Gene Ontology annotation, molecular function: ubiquitin binding; ubiquitin conjugating enzyme binding. NCBI's taxonomy places the organism in Eukaryota, Metazoa, Chordata, Actinopteri, Syngnathiformes, Callionymidae.